This is a messenger RNA of Cotesia glomerata, 3049 nucleotides long. RefSeq lists its product as uncharacterized. Bases 142 to 1971 code for a protein of 609 amino acids. The record is from RefSeq and is a predicted model, not a curated record. The transcript has 3 exons. Lineage: Eukaryota; Metazoa; Arthropoda; Insecta; Hymenoptera; Braconidae.
UUCAUAUCACUCUUGUACUGAGUCAGUUACGAGCAAACAACUUAACUGAACAGGCGUAACAGGCGUAACUAGCGUGACCAUUUUUUUUAUACUGAAAAGUACUUAUUUGAACGUUUUUCAACAUUGACAAUAAUCAAGGGGAUGAAAGAUAUUAUACUGUGUUUUUUGUUCAUGAGUGUAAUCCAGUGCAAUAUGAUAUCAAUUUACGACUCUUCAAUACCGAAAAGCCCGGCUCAUCACAUCGACGCUCGGAAGCUGCUAGAGUUGUGUUUUCUGAACGAAAUGAAUCCAGUGGUGAUUUCUGCGGAGCUGAUGAACUUGAUGUACGAGAUUCAAAAAAAUGAAAUUAUCAAUUCGUCGAUUCUUGUCAUUGACAACGAUUUCAGUUCAAAUGUUAUGAAACAGUACUACACACGACAUCCUAGUUAUCUGAUAACGGCUGAUUCAAUGGACAGACUGCAGGAUACCCUUAGGAAAAUGAAAUCAUCAACCAUUUGGAACCCAGCGUCAGUAAUUGUUGCUGUUGGAAAAGAUUGUGUUAGAGCAUCGGAAAUUCUUCAGGCGAUCUGGAAGAUUGAGGCUUUGAAAUCUUAUUACGAUUGUCAGUGUGGGUCGAUGAGUGAAAGCCUCGUCUAUACCUUCAACCCUUUCACGCAAAGGGCGCCAAAACAGUGGGAACAGGUAGAAACAGAGGAUCAACCAAAUGACAAAUGGACGCUUUAUCGGCAACACCUUAAAAAUGACCAACGCACCUGUUCCAGUUUGACAUUCGACAAAACUCGUUCUUUGGAUGGAUAUCCUCUGAAUGGUUAUAAGUUUGGCCUCACCGAUAAAGUUUUCGAAGGUAAAGUUUCACCCGAGGCGUUUUUCGAAGAAGAAGCAACUCAACAUUUUAUUUACAACGGACUUUUUACGGCUCUAAAUGUUACACCGAUUAUUUAUUUAAAAAAUGUAAAUCAUGCUGAUUUCGUGCGAGAAUUCAAUUUACUAAAAAAUGGUACGUACGAUAUGAAGUUAGAAAUCAUAGAGGACCUGGAUGACGAAGGUUUUAAACUCUUAGGUAUCAUUCCUAUUUAUACUCAAGGUAGUUUCAUGAUAGUAACAAAAAAACAAAGUACGAUUUCAGCUUUCACUAAAGUGACAAGCAAUUCCUUUGCUUAUGAAACUUUAUCACUAUCAACAUUAUUUUUAUUUUUUAUAUUCGUAAUUAUUCUGCUAAACUCUUGGUACCAUUUUGCAGCAGCACUAAUAGAUCUUUGGCUACUUAUUCUUGGCAUGGAGAUAUUAACUCCCAUGAAUCGGUUAUUGACACGGGUUACUUUUUUGAGCGCAACGUUAUUUGUUUUUGUUGUCGGCCCGGAACUUCAGAGUCAGUUUACAUCAGUGAUGACCAUUCCGAGCGUAGAAAAAAAUAUUGACACUUUAGAUGAAUUGCACAAUAAUCGUUAUAAUGUGCAUUAUUUCGAUUACCUUACGGAAAACUUGAAACAUGUAAAAAUUUGGGAAAAUGGGACACGUAAUAAGUACUUACAUGUCAUACCUGAUUUUGAAUCCUGCAGUAAAAAUCUUCAUAAGGAUUCAGCUGCUUGCAUAUUACCUGACUAUCUGCUCAAAAAUAUUAAGAUUGAUGAUCUUCAUAUAUCGAAAGAAUCUUUAUUUAAAAGCGAUCAUAGGCUGACAACUCGGAAAAAUUUUCCGCUAAAAGACAAAAUCGAUAAAACUGCGUUGAAUUUUGUUGAGGCUGGUUUUUUAAACUAUUUUGAGAGAAAAAAUCGAUUGAAGCGCCAGUUAAAGACGCAAAAACGAAUUGAUAGAAUUGAGGCUCAUGAACAAUGCGAAUUUUUAGAUUUAACUGACUUUUCAUCUUUUUUGUGGUGUUUCACGAUCGUUGUACUCGUUGCACUUUUCGUCUUGUUGGUCGAAUUAGUAUGUAGAGUCAGAAAGAAUAGAGGAAGCGCUUGCAAAAAUUGAAAAAGAUAAAACAGAGAGUUUGUCAGAGAAUUACGACCCUCUUGAGACAAAUAACAACGCAUUGCCGCAAUAGUAAUAUUACAUUUACACAGGUAUGAUUUAUCUUGAGAUUAUUUCCGAUGACAUCAUGGAAAAUAUAGGUAGAUCUUAGAUCUGAUAAUAACACGGAAAAAGAAAUAUUGUUAAAAUGACUAUCCAACGUAUCCUCAAACGACGUUUUCUUAAAAUAACAAUCCGGAUUUCUGAUUUAAGGAUUCAUUUGUUUGAUUUAAACAUACAGAGAAUAGCUUUUGUAAAUAUAUGUAGUUUCGUCAAAACAGACAAAUGUUUUGUUAACCCGAAGGAUCUGCAUAGUUGAGUUAACUAAAUGUUAUGCCUAAAAUAAUGAUACGGAUCGUCAUUUUUAUGAUCCGCCGUAUAGCUGAAUUGGCUAUACAGUGUAUUUCUAAAAAAAAAAUGACUAUACGGCGUCAGAAUAACGAUACGUAUCCUUAUUCUAACAAUAUUUUUUUCUCCGUGAAGGAUUAUUUCCUACAUAAUCGAUGAAAAAUAUCGUAAGAUCUAAAUAACUUUAAUAAAAUAAUUCCGUGUGUAUCAUAUCUGAGCAAACUAGAAUCAUCUUAAAACAAGACUUCUCUUUCAGUCACUUUUAACUAUAUUAACUUGUAUGUUGCGUGAGUAGUUUAUUUUUUACACACAUAUGUAUUAUCGAUUGGCGAGUAGCGUGUUUGACUAAUUUAUCGCGUCACUAAAUGAUACUUAAAAUUUAUCUGUCUCAAUUCUAUAAAAACAUUCUUCUGUAUUUUUGCAAUAAACAAUACAAAGAUCACACGACGUUGCGUGCAAGUAGUAUAAAUCAAUAGUUGGCUUUGACCGGUAGCCGGCUGUAACUUGAUCAGGUUUUUUGUGGUUUUCCGAAGCAAAUAACAUAAAACUGUUCAUUAAAACAAAUGUGAGACAAUAAUUUUUAUUGUAUUUAAAUGAUUUUUAUUUUUUUCAUUUAUUCGACGUUAUUUCUUCAGAUUAUUGAUAUUGAUUGUAAAAACAAAAAUAAAUAUUUUUUAAUAUCCUUCUUUAA